GCUUUUCGCAGGAACACAGCAGUCACUCAUCUUGGCACCGGCACUUCUGGGGAAGGUAUAAAUGCCACCUCCCGCUGGCCGAGCUUCACAGCACUCGCAGGAGCUGGUGUUACUGGUCAUUCCUGCACGGGACAGUCCACCAUGGCCUCAGACCACCAGACCCAGGCGGGCAAGCCACAGUCCCUCAACCCCAAGAUCAUCAUCUUUGAGCAGGAAAACUUUCAAGGCCACUCGCAUGAGCUCAAUGGGCCCUGCCCCAACCUGAAGGAGACUGGCGUGGAGAAGGCAGGCUCUGUCCUAGUGCAGGCUGGACCCUGGGUGGGCUAUGAACAGGCCAACUGCAAGGGUGAGCAGUUUGUGUUUGAGAAGGGCGAGUACCCCCGCUGGGACUCAUGGACCAGCAGCCGGAGGACGGACUCCCUCAGCUCCCUGAGGCCCAUCAAAGUGGACAGCCAAGAACACAAGAUUAACUCACGAAACCCCAACUUCACCGGGAAGAAGAUGGUAGACGACGCACCCAGCCUCCACGCCCAUGGCUACCAGGAGAAGGUGUCAUCUGUGCGGGCAGAGGAAUGUAAGUGGGUUGGCUACCAGUACCCUGGCUACUGCGGGCUGCAGUACUCCGCUGGAGAAGGAGACUACAAGGACAGCAGCGAGACUUUGGGGCCCCUCACCCCAGGUGUCUGUGCGCGCAUCCGCGACAUGCAGUGGCACCAACGUGCUACAGCAACGGGAAUUGGUUUCUAUCAAGGUAAUAUCCAGGUGUUGGUAAAGCACCUCCAAGUGAUGAAGCAGCUGGCUGGGGAUGUGGAUGGGAAGGAGCUCGCAGGCUGCCCCAAGUUCUCCCAGCACGAAGCUGAAACCAAGACCCUUCUGCCCUAUUAUAAUAUUAUGCUUCCUACCUUCCUCUUGUGA
Molecule: messenger RNA, 915 nt
Organism: Chlorocebus sabaeus (green monkey)
Lineage: Eukaryota; Metazoa; Chordata; Mammalia; Primates; Cercopithecidae
Source: RefSeq, a predicted model, not a curated record